Salvia hispanica is the source of this 1274-nucleotide messenger RNA. Its product is annotated as F-box protein PP2-B10-like. The record is from RefSeq and is a predicted model, not a curated record. NCBI's taxonomy places the organism in Eukaryota, Viridiplantae, Streptophyta, Magnoliopsida, Lamiales, Lamiaceae.
AAAACCAAGAUCAGAUUGUGGUAUGAAAUGAAACUGCGAGCUUUCUAUCUUGAUCUCGACACAACAGGGAGAUAAUCGCAGAGUUGAAGUACACCAGUGAACAGUCGAUCACAGUUUUAGCAACCUCAUUUUUCAAGUGGGUUGACGAAGACCAGAAGCGAAGACUCGCACUGAAGAUUGUGUGAUUGGCCACUCAUGUUUUAUUUCCACUACAUUUCCUGAAAAAUAUUCCAAUCUUUCUAAGUUGAAGCAUUAUAUUCUAAAAAAGAAGAUUUCAGUUUUAUACUGAGGUGGGAUGGGCAAGACCUACGACAAUUGGGAGAGGCUGGUGAAGGCCGUUUCCCGCAGGGAGGAAGACAAGCUAUUAGCCUUGACUAAUUCCGUCUCCACAUCACCAUCUUCAUCUUCCUCCCAACUCAGUUCUUCCUUGAGUUUUCAGUUUGGCCAUCUUGACCUUCGACUAGUUAUUCCAGACACAAGUAGAUUGCCAAUGGAAUAUUCUGAUAUAUCAGUCGAUCGAAAGGACUGGAAGGCGAUGCUGCCACCUGGAAAACGCCAAGUAGUGUGGAGGUCAUCGUAUAUGAGCUUUUCUCUGGACAGGACUGGAAAGAACUGUUUCCUGCUCGGACCUAUGAACCUCAUCAUGUCAUCAAGAGGCUUUGAUGGAUGUUGGAGACUCAAUGAGCAUCCGCAAUCCAGAUUCUCUGAGGUAUAUAAGCUCGAAAAGGCACAGGGCAUCUACAUCGAAGGCAAAAUAAAUUCAAAUUGGUUGUCCUCGGAGAGUUGUUAUGCUGCAUACCUAGUAUUUGGAUUCGCGGAGAUGUAUGCAAACUUGAACUCAGCAGUAUCGAUUGUCAGAAACUUUUACAAUGAAUCAGGUAUAGGGUAUCCGGAGGAGCAAGCCAAGAUGGUGAAGUUUCAAGAAGGAAGUGAGAGAGAUGAUGGGUGGAUGGAAAUACAACUUGGAGAAUUUUAUGUUGAUGCAGGAGAAAAUGGGCAGGUACAAGUGCAGUUGCUCGACACCAGUUGCUGCAUCACGAGUGGCCUCAUCCUCGAAGGCAUUGAGUUUCGACCUUUCUAGUAACUUAUUAAAUCAUACUCAAAUCAUAAUAAUGUCGUCUUCAAACAAUGAAAUGAGUUAUUAGUUAUUACUUCAAGUUUAUAUAUCUUCGAAUUCGAAUUUGCUUGAUAACUAACUAGCUAUCGAAUUUGCUGUCUGCUAGAUCUGUAUGUAAUUAGCAAAGUAAAUUAAAUCGAUUUACCUUCGAACCUGA